CGAGGCUGAGCUGUCUGGCCCGGGUCGCUCUCCCUCCUCCGCAUCCCCCAAACUAGAAACACUGUACCUAUCGGCGAUAAUCUUCGUAUCCCAUACCUACAUCAUCCUCAGCCUUGUGCGAGCCUGAGCUCGAGUUCACUAGGACCUUCAUCAUCACGAACCAGCCAUAUUGAUCUCCCGGCGCCAUCAUGGAGCAGACUAAAGCGCUGAACGCUCUCGAGCCAUUCCUCGCCCUCACCAAGUCCGCCACCGCACCCCGCGCCGCCGCCGACCUCGUCACCCAGGCCACCUCGCAUCCCCACACCUUUGUGUUCGCCGAGUUGCUGCAGGCCCCGCAGAUCCAGGCCCUCUCCCAGUCGCCCGAGCACGCCCCCUACCUCGCCCUCCUCGAGAUCUUUAGUUUCGGCACCUAUACCACUUACGACCGCGCCCGCGCCGACCUACCCUCGCUUAACGAUGCCCAGCUGCUCAAGCUGCGCCAGCUCUCGCUCCUGACCCUUGCCCGCGACCCCGGCGCCAACCUGACGUACGCCGCGCUGCGGGAGAGCCUCGGCCUCCCGAGCGGCACCGACGACGGCGGCCGCGCCGUCGAGGACCUCGUCAUCAGCGCCGUCUACGCGGGCCUGCUCUCAGCGCAGCUCGACCCGCGCCGCCGCACGGUCUACGUCCCGCGCGUCGCACCCCUCCGGGACCUCGAGCCGAACUCGAUCCCGUCGAUGCUGACGGCGCUGCGCGCCUGGUCCGGCCGCUGCGCCGACACGCUGUCGGACCUCGAGGCCCAGAUCGCGGCGGUGCGGGCGUCGGCUCGCGAGCGCCACGACGAGGCCCGCGCGCGCCAGGAGACGUUUACCCGGCUCGCCGAGGAGCUGAAGCUGGGCGAGCUGUCGCCGUCGGGCGACGGCCUCGGCAUCAGCGGGCCGACGCGGGCGGGCGUCGUCCACAGCCGCCACCAGGCCCGGCUGCUCGACCGCGCCGUGGCCAACCUCGUCGGCACGCAGUCGCGCAACGGCAACAAGCGCGGCAGCGGCAGCCUCGAGCCCGGCAACGACGAGUGCGACGACGAGGCCAUGGACCUCGACGAGGAGGAGCCGGACGACGGGUCCGGCGAGGGCGGCGGCGGCGGCGGAGGGUUUAGCAGCGUGGCCGGGGCUGGGUUCGGAGGCGUGGCGGCGGGGGCGAGCGCGGGAAAGAAGAGGUCAAGUCGUCGGAAGAUUUAGCCGCUCUCCCAAAUUUUAUGUGUGUUGGGACUGAGUGGGCGUAAACGAGUCAAUGGACACUAAAGAGGGGAUUGAUAUUGCUAUGGUCACGAUGCCAGGGGAAAGGGGGAAAAGUAGGAGAUUAGGUAGCAACAAAGAAAGAGGAAUUACGUUGUAAGGAAGUGUGCUUUGGGAAGGACUGCG
Molecule: messenger RNA, 1400 nt
Organism: Durotheca rogersii
Lineage: Eukaryota; Fungi; Ascomycota; Sordariomycetes; Xylariales; Xylariaceae
Exons: 2
Coding region: 189-1217 (342 amino acids)
Cellular component (GO): COP9 signalosome
Source: RefSeq, a predicted model, not a curated record